Molecule: messenger RNA, 1515 nt
Organism: Mucor velutinosus
Lineage: Eukaryota; Fungi; Mucoromycota; Mucoromycetes; Mucorales; Mucoraceae
Exons: 2
Coding region: 1-1515 (504 amino acids)
Source: RefSeq, a predicted model, not a curated record
AUGAAAUCUGAAGCUAUUAGCAAAGGUUUAGCACCCUCAGCUAGUGUGGUCAAUACACAAAAAACGAAUGCCAUGAUCUUUUCGUCAAUUGAUAAUCAACAAACAUCGCCUCAUCGCCAUCAACAGUUCAAGAAGCUCAAAUCCAUACAACCCAAUAAACCCAAAGAAGCAUCCAAAGAGAAUUGGAACAGCCAUGUGUUUGUUUCAUCUCCUUACGAUCAGCCAACCGUACACCAUCCUUACACACAUACAAAACAACCCAUCAAAGUCAUUCCACAAACAUUCACUACCAACAUUCGCAAUGAAAAGAUUGAAAGAACCAUUCAGCGACCCACCAUGGGAGGCAAGACCAUUGGCGCUAUCCACCAUUUGCCUGCAAACACUGUGAUCAACCAUCAUAAUCGCAUGUCUUCUGAGGAAUUAAAACUACUAAGCCGCCGUAUCAAUCCUCACGAACCACUCGCAUCUCCACAUGCCUCUCCCAGAAAACCACCACUCCCAAAUAUGCAGCAGCGCACUAGCAAAAAGAGAUCGCUUCAGCAGGAUCUUGAUGCCACAGAGAAUGAGCCACCCACCAAGAAAACUCGCCAAUUCACAUGCGAACCUUGCAAUAAGGUCUACAAGACUCGAAACGGCUUCAUCUACCACAAACAGAAAUGCAAAAAGAUUGUUAAAUUUGAAAGCAAUGCCAUCAUUGAAUGCGUCUGUGAGAAGCCUGCUGAUGACAAUGGCACUAUGAUUGAAUGCACCAAAUGUAACAAAUGGCUUCAUUUGCGAUGUUCAGGCGGUAUCACAAAGGAAGAUGAUUAUUGCUGCCCAAGAUGUAACACGGAUGCCAUAAGCAGCCUUCCCAUCACUAAUACUCAGGGUGCAACAGAGCCGGCAGCAGAGAUGCCAAUGGCGACUACUGCGCUCAUCGACCAUGACUUGGCUCCAUUGAUGGACACCAAGCCAGUGCAAUUUACACUACUACAAGAUGGAGACGAUGAAGACGAAGAUGACGACGAUGAAGAAGAAGCAGAUGAGGACGAAGAGCAGCACGUUCUCCACAAUGGCAAAACCAUCACCUUGUCAGCUCUCUGCCACGCCCAAGAAAGAGGCAAAAAUCUCUUCAAGGCAUUCCAAAAUUCGGCACAACAAGAGCAAGAAGAAGAAGCGGCAGAAGAACAGGCAGCUAUCAAGAACCACUUUAAUUUCAUGAGUCUGUUUUCUGACGAACUUGCUAUGGAGACCGCCAGUACGUCUGCUGUGAUGACCACAGUCGACUCACCUGCUUUGCCACCCUCCUCCAUCAUUGCUGACAAUGAAGAUUGGAACAAUGAUUUCAGCGAUUUCAAUUCGAGUGAUUGGUGCAAUGACGACGUUCCAUCUCUGCUCUUUUCUGACAAUAACCCAUCAUUUGUUGAUGAUUUCUUGUCUUCAGAUAUUCCAUCUUCGCCCAACAUGAACCAACAAGCGGACUGGCUCCACUUUGCAAACUUCAAUUUCGAUUUUACAUCUGAUGGCAAUCAAUGA